This is a messenger RNA of Rhopalosiphum padi (bird cherry-oat aphid), 1451 nucleotides long. RefSeq lists its product as uncharacterized. The record is from RefSeq and is a predicted model, not a curated record. The coding region runs from base 483 to 1172 and encodes 229 amino acids. NCBI's taxonomy places the organism in Eukaryota, Metazoa, Arthropoda, Insecta, Hemiptera, Aphididae. The transcript has 3 exons.
UGUUUUCGUGGCUGUAUUCUUUCCGGAGAUAAUUUGUAAACUCAUAGAGACCUGUUUCAAUAUGUAAAAUAACGUAAUUGACUAGAGCGACGCACUACGUUAGACAAAUAUUUUUCAAUUUCUACAAGGGAUAGAGAAUGGGGUGUGGGAGAAAAAAAUCCGUCAACUGGACCAGUAACUACAGAAUUCAAACGAGUAUUUUCCCACUGCACAUUAUACGUAUUAUAAUAAUAAUAUUAUAAUGCCGUGUUAUCCGAUUUGCGGGUCCGUUUGAAACGUUCCGGUAAAAACUGCUUCAAUAGUUUUUUUCCAAAAGUCAACUCUAAUUGGACCAUUCUGGUCAACGUUCCGUUUAAGCCAAAAAUUAACCUCGUCAUCCCGCUUCGGGUAAUCUUCCGAAGUAGGCGGUAACACGCCUUAUUCUAACCGGCAGUCGAACCCUUCAAAUUGCAGGAGCGUCGGACGGCGCAAAGCACGCGGUCAUGCAGCGACCGGCGGCGGAUGAUCGAGAGUACGACGAUGACGUCGACGACUGCGACUGGCCGAUAGACGAGAACGUGUUGCGAUCGCUGUCCGAAGACGUACGGCCAACGCCGGUGGUGGCCGCACGGGCGAACAGUGACGACGCAGUGGCCUCCGACGUCCGACUGUGUUUGGUCGAACGAGUGGUGCCGACGGCCGAGACGAUGCGGCGGCUACGAUUGCGACGGCUGCUUCUGCGCCGGCCACCGCGGUGGUGGCCGGAAAACGGCGGUGGUACAGCCGCGGUGGCCGAGUCCAGGCGGACACAAAUGAAGCUGAUGUCCGUGCCGUCGGCGUACUCGGCGAACGGCGAGUACUACGCGCCCGAAGCGGCGUACGUGUCGCGGACGGUGGAAGAACUGUCGUCGGAACCGUGGACGACAGCGGCACCGCCGGACAACGGGUACACGUACACCGCCGGCACGGUGCACUACGACCGCGAGACAGGCGCGUGCUAUCUGCACGGAUUCGCCGACCCGCAGGCCCGGGUAACCGUCGACUGCGUGCUGCUGACGGCCGUCCUGCCCCGGCACCGGGCCACCGUCAAGAUGUACUCCACGCUCCGGCCACCGUCCGCCGACCACCCAGGCCCUCCCGUUCUGGUGCCGCACCAUUUCCAAGUGUUCUCGCGCGCCGUCCUGUUCCGCUGACGCACAUGAUAUUACAACGAUGUUGCCGUAACGACGUGCACGAACCCGUAGAUUUGUGUGCCGGUCCACGAACGUACGUCUAUAUGUACUAUAUAUUAUUAUAUUAUAAUUGUUUUGUUGUUGUUUGCUGUUGAAAUACUAUUACUACGGAGUAUAUCGUAACUUCGUAUAUUAUACGCGUAAUAACAGCUUAUAACUAUUAUAAUUUACUGCAUACAUUUCGUAUAUAAUACAAAAUAUAUUAUAUUAUUAACUUUUUUGUAAAUUAAAUCGACUAAG